Linderina pennispora is the source of this 1479-nucleotide messenger RNA. Its product is annotated as protein serine/threonine phosphatase 2C. The coding region runs from base 1 to 1479 and encodes 492 amino acids. Gene Ontology annotation, molecular function: cation binding; protein serine/threonine phosphatase activity. Lineage: Eukaryota; Fungi; Kickxellomycota; Kickxellomycetes; Kickxellales; Kickxellaceae. The record is from RefSeq and is a predicted model, not a curated record. The transcript has a single exon. Gene Ontology annotation, biological process: protein dephosphorylation.
AUGAAUUUGGCUACUCGCAACUUGACGCACCGGCGCGGGUUCAGCUCGCAGAAGCCCAAGGAGACCAAGGCGGCCGAUAAAGACGACGUGCCGCCGACAUCCAACAAGCGCUCGCUGACAUUUGCCAUCGGCGGUGUGCUGACGCUUCUGGGCGUGGCUAGCUACACGUUCAGUCUGCGGCAAUCGGAGCCUAGCACAGCUGUGUCAGCCCCCUCCGUGACUCUGCCACCGCAAGCCACAGAAACCUUGCAGUCGGUGGAGCGGAAGCGGGAGGCAGCUCGUCAGGAGCUGGACAAGCUGACGCGGGCAGAGCGGCGCGAGGCGGCGCGCAAGCUGGGGCUACUGACAGAGGAGGAGGUAGAUGCAAUCCUGCAUGCGCAAGAGAAAUCGUGGUGCGCUGGCGGGAAGGGCCAGCGCGUGCGUGUGGAUACGAACCAGGUAGCAUCGAAUAGUCCGAUUGAGGACUACUUGGCGUGGUCGGAGCUGGGCCCCGACCGCCUGAUGUUUGGCGUCUUCGAUGGCCACGCUGGGUACAUGUGCGCUGAGCAGCUUGCGCAGCGCCUGGCGCCAAUGCUGAACCGGUCGAUGGCACUGGCAGCGGCGGAGUCGGACGAUCAGGAUGUCUCGGCACUGGCCAGCACCGUGCGGCAGCUGCAGAAGGAGGCUGGGCGCGGCUGGGACCACACGGCGCUGGCGCUGACGGCGACCUUCAUUAAUAUGGACCGGGAGCUGGUGCAGGAUGCGCUGGCCGAGUUCCGCCGGUCGCAGGAUUUGGCGCGCAUCGACGCGCUUCUAGGCCCGGCAGUGUCGGGCAGCUGUGGGCUGGUGGCCGUGGUGGACUCCAAUGAGGUGGUGGUGGCCAAUACUGGCGACAGCCGCGCACUGCUGGGCGUGCGUCUGGCCGACGGGCGGUGGCGGGCGGUGCGGCUGAGCGAGGACCAGACCGCCGACAAUGCGCAGGAGCGGGCGCGGCUGUCGCGCGAGCACCCCGGGGAAGUGGUUUUGCAGAAGAGCCGCGUGCUGGGCGGUCUGAUGCCGACACGCGCGUUUGGCGACUCGCGGUACAAAUGGGCAUUGGAGACGCAGCAGGAUUUGUUCCCGGUUCUGCAUGCCCGCGGCCACCGCUAUGCGACCACACCGCCGGGCCUGACCACACCCCCGUAUGUGACUGCGCGGCCGGUUAUUGUGCGUCAUAAGCUGGCGGAGACGGACCGUUUCAUCGUCAUUGCUUCGGAUGGGCUGUAUGACCAGCUGUCGGACGCUGAGGUCGUCGAGACCGUGGCCCAGUGGUAUGAGGGGAAGAGCGCUCCAGACGACAACGCUGCUACGCAUUUGAUACGCACGGCUCUGUCGACCGACCGUCUGGGCCGUCGCGGCGACCAUGUGAUUCGCCGCCUGCUGGCCAUUCCCCCGCCGCACUCGCGUCGCUUCCGCGACGACAUUUCCGUUACCGUCGUGUCAUUGAACCGCGACGAGUGA